UCCGUACAAAAUCUUGACGUAGGAGGGAAUCUCGAUUUAUUUUAACAAUACCUCAAUCAAGCUUUCAUAUCGGUAAUGUGUAUCACGAAAGAUUAUUUGAAAAUCAACAAUUAACCAAACAAUAGCUAACUAGCUAGCUACAUAGCUACAUAGCUAACACUAGCUAACCUGUUAUCGACUAGCCAGGUGGUUAAACAUUUUGUUGGAUGGCAUACCUGACAUCAUGACUUAGAAGCUACCCUUGGUGAAUGGAUAGCUGCUAACUUACCGUUGAUGUAGUUCAUAAGAUGUUGCACUGAAGCCAUUCUUGGACAAACGUCGCCAGUCUGGACCAAAGUGUGUUUUGUCAAUAUGCCACUCUUCGGCCCCUGGAGAGUCCCGGAGAUUUUGAGAAUAUGGGUACUUUGCACAUCAUUAAUUACUUACAGUCACUCAUCAAAAUUGAACGUACCAAAACUCCUUCUCCCAUAUUCUACACACGCUUCUGUCAAUUUCACGCUGAAAGCAGAGACGGGAUGCUACACUUGGGAGUCCUCUCAUCCUGAUCUGGUCAGUGUGCUGCCCCUAUCUCUCUCUGCACCCUCUUCUUUCCUCCCUCCAACCUCCUGUAGUCAGCAUGCACGGGUCUCGGCACUCCCAACUCUAAAAACACCCACACAAAGGUCUGCCAUGGUCCUUGCUAAAAACACUGCAACUGGGCAGAUUUUGCGGUGUGAUGUCUACAUCAGUUAUAUUCGGAGCAUUCAGAUCCUCACCACAACUCAUCAGAUAUUUACCGAUGACCCACCGCUUCAGCUGUCUGUCCAGGCUCUGGACUCCAAAGGAAACACUUUCAGCAGCCUGGCUGGAUUGGAGUUUGAGUGGCAUGCAGGCAAGGAGCAGGUCACCCCAGGGAGAGUGAGGUUUCUGCCUUACUCAGAGGCUGGCUACUGCCCCUCUCCCCAUAUCCUGUCCCUGGAGGAGGCGGGCCGUAGAGGAGAAGAUGUGCUGCUAUUGGGCCUUGAGAGUGGCCCUGCCCUUAUAUAUGUGUCACUCAAGCACCCCGAAUACGAGCACGUGGACCCAGCCGGCGUGAGCUUGUCCAUCAUAGACCGCGUGUACAUGAGCCCGUCUGAAGACACCUUUCUGCUGCCGGGCGCCACCAUCACAUACAAGAUCUGGAGGAGCCAGCAGUGCAGCGAGACAGAGGUGACCUUAUCUGAGGAUGGAUAUCUGUUGGUGGCAGAGAGCCGAGCUCACUCUUACGACAGCGAUCAGAGGGCUGAAGUUAUUGGAGUGGACAAGCACACAGUCACCGCUAAGCACCUUGGCAAGGCUACCUUACGCCUCACCCACCAGAGUCUAGCAGAGGACUCUGGGUCUCUUCUGCCUAGCCACUCCGUGUUUGUGGUGGAGCCCAGCUACCUGACUCUAGACAUAGAGGAGGAGACGGAGGACAGGUGGGUGCUGGAGACCGGACGUCAGUACCAUGUGACCGUGCGGAUCCACGACAGUCACGGGCACAUCACCCACAUGUCAGAGAAUGUGGAGCUGGAGUUGAGGCUGAGUGCGGGUGAGCAUGUGAAGUUGCUCAGCUCCUCCUCUAACCUCUUCUCCCACGUGCUGCUGGCCCAAACGCCAGGACACACACUCCUCCAGGCAGCGCUCUUGACCGUCCUCUCCGAGGACGGAUACGCCCUGCCACUGGACCUACCAAUCAGAGUGAAGCAGGAAGUGGACGUCUACGACCCUCUCACUCUGCAGCCCUCCAUCUCUGUGUUCCCAUGGCAGCCCAGCAGCAGCAAGCCCUACCACUACCUUAUCAAGGUAAGAGGUGGGAGUGGCUCUGUGGUGUGGGGCGUGUCCGACACCUCUGUUGCCACAGUGACCAUUAAAGGGGAGGUGAUUGCAGGCAACAGGAUUGGCCAAGCAGAGAUUCUGGCUGCAGACGCACGGAAACCACUACACACAGCUGUGGGACAGGUGCAUGUGCUGAGGCCUGGCCAGCUGAAGCUCUUGCCCCAGAGAGGAGACUGCUGGGUGGGGGAGACCAUCGAGCUGCCCCUGGCUGUGUGGGGGGUCCGCAACCCCGACCUCACCCAGCGCGGCCCCCCAGCGCCAGAGCAGCAUGUGGCGUCUGACCCCCCCCCAACACACACCCGCCCACCACACAGCCCAGGUGCCAGGGACAAUCUGCUCCCAGCAUCAGACUGCUCACACCUCGACGUGCGCGUUCACACACACCCACAAGGAGUCUUCUCUCCUCUGCCAGGCUCUCUGCCUCCCAGUGCUGACUCCUGCGGGGGGGUUCGAUUGGAGGCUUUGGCACCGGGUCACGCACUCAUCACCAUCACCGUGGAGACGGACCAGUACAACAUCAGCGCCACGGCAACGUUGGCAGCUUACAGCCCUUUGAAGGCGCUGGUGUCUGAUGUGCUGUUGGAGGUGGGGGUGUCGCGUGUGCUGGUGUUUGAGGGUGGGCCUCAGCCCUGGCCCCUGGACCACUCCCGCUUCUACGCCAGCGCCUGGGCGGAGCCGCAGUGGGCCGUCGCCGUGGAGACGCUCGGACACUCCGAAACCGGCCGCCUGGGACACACUUACCGCGUCACGUGCACCGCAGAAGGAGAACAGUGGGUGAGGUUCAGGUGUGGGAACAGCCCGGGGGAGCUGAACAGGUCUCCGUGUGAAGAGGAGGUGGACGUGAAGGUGUCGUGCGGGGCUGCUGCCCAUGUCUCCAUCACUCCACUGCUCAACACCGCCCACCCCUCCACCUGCCCCCCGCCACAGUACCCCUCCACCCCCUUGGCAGUCUCCAGCACAGGGGACACCGUGUUGCAGGUGGCUGUCUUUGACCACAAGGGGGAGCAGUUUGACAACUUCACUUUCUCCUCGCUGGAGUGGUCAUCUUCUAACCCCUCUCUGCUUUCCCUGCCCCCUGAUGAGCCAACCUUAGUGGACAUCAUCGACAUACCCAAUGAAAAGAAACUGUACAAAGUGCAUGGUCGACUUGUAUGCCAGGCCCACGACCAGACAGGAGUAGUGACUGUUACCGCUCAGAUAUAUUGGUCCUCAGUGGGUGGCUCGGUGACUCUGCGUCUGGUUGAGGACGUCCAGUGGGCCUCUCGCUCCAUCACCCUCUACAACCACCCCCUCGUCACGGAGAAUCUCACUCUGGUUCAAGGCUCUGGGCAUUUCGUGGUCAGUUUGCAAGACAAAGAGCUGGCCAACGUCACUUAUCUGGAGAAAACCAAUACUGUGCAGGUGUCUCCACUGCGGGCUGGGUUCUCCUCUCUGAAGGUGUACGAUCUGUGUUUGACACCUGUCGACCGUGGGAGCACGAUGGCCAUCUCGGUGUCAGAUAUCACUGACUUCCGCAUAGACUUCAUGGACAUCGUGGAGGUAGGACACAGUGCCCUUGUGCGUGUGCAAGUGUUGGAUUCUCACCAUCAGCCAUUCUUACAUCAUUUCCUGUCCCUCAUGGACCUCAAGCUUCUCCCCUCAUCCAGCAUCAUCACUCUGGAGAGCGUGGGACCACUGGACAAAGCAUCUGUUGGGUUCCGCAUUUUUGGUCAGGCAGUGGGUGUGGCUACUCUACACCUAUCAGCAGUGGACAGGGACGGAGUGGUCAUCAACUCUGCCCAUAAGCACAUGCAGGUUUACCCACAAUUCACUCUGCAGCCCCGCAAACUCUCCCUCGCACUCAGGAGCAUACGACAGGUGAAAUGGGAAGGUGGCCCACACCCACAGUCCAGCGUUGGUUUCUCAGUGAGUGACAGUGACGUUGUUAUGGUAACAGACACUGGAUUGGUGAAAGGUGUGUCAGUGGGUGUGGCUAAACUCAGAGGAGCCUUGGAGACUAUUUUGCAAGACACAGGAGCGCUGCUUACAUUUGCACAGGAUGAGGUCGAGGUGGAAGUGUUUGAGCUGACGGGGGUGCGCAUACAGGCCCCACUGGUCAGGCUGACUGUGGGCACCGAGAUGCCAGUGUAUGUGAUGGGCAGUGACAGCAGUCAGAGUCCUCUCUCUCUGGGCAGUGUGGAGAGUGGCCUGAGCUUUCACUGGAGUCUGGGCAAGCUCGGCGUGCUGGAGAUUAUCCCACGACACACCAGAGCAGGGAUCAGCGUGUCACACACACACAGUUUCUCCGUCCUGGUAAAAGCGUGGGCUGCCGGCAGGACCACUCUGAAAGUGUGUGUGCGAACCUCACCCGCAGAUUCCUCGGCCGCGGACGAACACGGCCACUGUCCCUUCUCAGACGAGAUUCAGAUACUGGUAUUUGAAGAGAUGAAGUUAGCUGCAGGAAGUCCACAGUCCAUUCUCAUGUCUCCUCACUCAACAUAUCCCCUUCAGAGCAACAAGGACUCCAUCUGUCCGAUGCGUUACACCCUCCAUCAGAGCGUCCAGGGUCAUGGUUUGGUCACUGUUGAUGACCAAGGGGUGCUGAAGGCGGGUUCUAAGACAGGAGCUGCUCUCCUGGAGGUCAUUGCCACGGAAACAUGUGGGGUCAACCAAACCCUUCUCAUCAGCGUCAAAGUGGCAGCGGUGUGGUUCGUGCGGGUGUUUUCGGACUCAACGCUGCACAGUGAGCAGGGGGCAUCUCUGCCGGCCUUUCCCCUCGGCUGGAGCAUCCACGUCCGGGCCCGCUGCUAUGACAACCUUGGCCAAGAGUUCCAUGCCCACGACAUCCCCAUACGCAUCACUACAAACAGAGACGAUCUGGUCCAGAUAACUCCCGGCUCGGACAGUCACUCGUUCAUGGUGCAGACGGUGUCGUCUGGUCUGACCGUUUUGGGAGUCCAGGGGGACCCCACGAACCCCUCCCUCAGCGACUACACCCCCCUGCCCGUGCUGCCCGCCAUCUCCGACCCCCCGGCCAGCGUCCGGCCAGGAGACGUCAUCUGCUUCAGCUCGCCCCUCACUGGCCAGCAGGGCCAGCCAGGCACGUGGAAUGUGUCAUCGAGUCGAAUUCUUCAGAUCGACACCGAGACCGGGGUGGCGCUAGCAAAGCAUGCUGGCACAGUGGUGCUGUACUACUGGCUUGGUGUGGGCCAGCAGGCGCUCAAAGAGGUGACAGUGGAGCCUCCUGCCGCCCCAACCCUGACCCCACCUGAGGAUACGCACCUCACCAACUGGCCCCAAGCCCAUGGAUACGUCGUCAACGUGGACCUGAACACCUCGGUGGCCAACUCAGCCCAGUGCUCUGUGAACCAGAGCGAGGCCAUCCUGCAGAGGCUCAAGCCAGAGGAAGAGCUGCUCUGCUCGCUGCACUUCAGCGCCCCCUACCAGCAGCUCAACACACUGCAGUCCGUCUUCAGCACCACUCCCCAGUACGACAGGGACACAGGUCAGUAUAGCUGCCGGAUCUCCGUGCGCCCCCAGUCAGACGCUGCCCUCCCCGUCCUCUCCACGCUCCCCCUCUCCGUCUCGCUCUCCGCCGGCCUGCGGGGUCAGUCGGUCAUCCCAGGCCUCCGUCCUUCCUCCCCCUCCUCCUCCUCUCCCUCCUCCUCCUCCUCCUCGGCCGCUGCUGCUGUGGUAGCCCUCCCGUAUGUCCCAGCGUUCCACUGCCCCCACACUCAGGUCAACCUCUCCCCACGCCAGCCAGAGGCCCAGAUCACUGUACAGGGCGUCCGUCACAUGCUCAGCACGCUGAAGUUCUCCUCGGAGAGCCCAGCGCUGUUGCUGUCUGGGCCCGUGGUGUCGGAGCAGGAGCCCACGCUGCUGCAGGUGUCCGUGCGCACCUCCGCCUGGCACUACCCCUCGGACGAGGCUCCGCUCUCGGCCAACGUCACCGUCCACAGCAGCGCCUUCGCCCAGACGCACGCCAUCACGGUCACCGUCCUGGCCGACAGACGCACGCGCACGGCGGAGACGUCCCAGACAGAGGCCGGUGUUUUCUCUCGACUGUGGGAUUUCCAGCUCAUCCUGACGUUUGCCCUGUUCUCCAUCCUGGCCGUCACUGCGAGUCUGUUCAUAGUAUACAACGCCAUAGUGUCACAGUUUACUGCUUCUCCAUCGGCCAAUACAGCACCUACAGUCAGAGCUGACGGUAAACAGCCGACCUCAUCACCGUGGCUACAGUCGUCCCCUCAGACAGGGAGACCAGCGAGGCGCAGACUUUGGCUCUGGAGUCCACGCACGUGAAGUGCCAUCCCUACGCUCUCAGGAUACAAUAAAGCAAAUCACGUCUGUUAUCUCC
Messenger RNA from Sardina pilchardus (European sardine), 6175 nucleotides. RefSeq names its product nuclear pore membrane glycoprotein 210-like. The transcript has 40 exons. Gene Ontology annotation, cellular component: nuclear pore. The record is from RefSeq and is a predicted model, not a curated record. NCBI's taxonomy places the organism in Eukaryota, Metazoa, Chordata, Actinopteri, Clupeiformes, Clupeidae. Bases 352 to 6120 code for a protein of 1922 amino acids.